Molecule: messenger RNA, 1050 nt
Organism: Aspergillus niger
Lineage: Eukaryota; Fungi; Ascomycota; Eurotiomycetes; Eurotiales; Aspergillaceae
Exons: 4
Coding region: 1-1050 (349 amino acids)
Molecular function (GO): hydrolase activity
Source: RefSeq, a predicted model, not a curated record
AUGCCGUCUUCCCGCUGGUGGCUCUACGUCCAAGCCGUUGUCUGGCGCUUUCUAAUGCGCAUUGGCAUGUUCCUGCACGAUGUCACUCCUCCGCGACCUCCCCGGCCUGCCUUUGUUCGCACUAUUCCCACCGGUUCGGGUCAGGUUCGUCUCUGCUUCUACACGCCACCCAACUAUCUCAACAUCCGCAAAGAAGGCCGUCGUCUGCCCGUCGUGGUCAAUUUCCACGGCGGAGGCUUCACGCUAGGAUGCCCCACGGAUGACAGUCGCUGGGCGCAGUGUGUGCUCGGGGAAGUCGGCGCCGUGCUGGUCAGCGUCGGAUACCGUCGUGCUCCCGAACAUCCGUUUCCCGCCGCCGUCGACGACGGGGUUCUCGCCCUGCAGUAUCUCGCUGCCCACGCCGUCGAGUUGGGUUUGGACGUUUCGCGCAUCGCCCUCUCCGGCUUUUCUGCUGGUGGGAACCUCGCCAUCACCCAACUAGUAUCCGCCGCCUCCACCAGCGAACUCAACAUCGUCGCCCUCUUUUGCUGGUACCCAAUCCUCGACUUUGAGGAGUCGCGUGACCAUCGUCGCGCCAUGAGCCUCAUGCCCAGUAAGACCCUCCCAGCCUUCUUCACCGAUCUCUUCGAUGAAUCCUACCUGCCUACGCACGAGGAGCGGAUCUCGCCCUAUGCGUCGCCCGUGCACGCCACGGAUGAGAUCCUCGCCGAUGCCCUGCCGCACGAUAUCUUCUUCUUUAUCUGCGAAUGGGAUAUGCUUCUCAAGGAGGGCCAGGUGUUUGUGCGGCGUCUGCAGAAUAUCAACAAACAUGUCCGCGCCAUGAUGAUCGAAAAGGCGCCCCAUGCGUGGGAUAAAUCACCCAAUCCCUUCCGCGAUCAAGAUUCAGUUGAUAUUCUCUACCGCGAUGCCUGUGCUGAUAUGAAGCAUAUUUUUGACCAACCCACUCGCUCAAUCUCAUAUGUAGAAAUAGCCAAGCCUGCCCCUCCUUUCCAUGAUAACCAGCGAACUAGACGAAAUAACGAAGUGGGUGAAGGAAGAUACUUGAGCUAA